AUGUCCUUCAAAGAAAGAGAUUUACUUUACCGUCUGAUCAUAAGUCAACUUUUUUAUGAUGGUUUUCAGACUAUGGCUGUUAAUUUGGUUAAUUUAGUAAGUCCUUCAAUGGCAUGUGGUCCAUCUAAUCGCUUAUUUCGUCUUGUAAAACUUGGUCUUUCUGCUUCUGAAGAUGACCAUGAAAAAUCGGGCGUUAUCGAAGGCGAAAGUAUUGCUCCAGGCACAGGGAUCGAUCUGGAGGUCGAAAGUGAAAGUUCUACAAUGGCUCCUGAGGCAGCUUUAUAUGAAACUUGUUAUGUAACAGCGCAUAAAGCAGCUUGUCGUGCAGCAUCCUUUAACAGUACAGGUCAGUUAGUUGCAACAGGAUCUCAUGAUUCUUCUAUAAAGAUACUUGAUGUUGAACGAAUGCUAGCCAAAAGUGUUUCACCAGCUGAUCAUUUAGGUCAAGAAACACCACAACAACAAAUGGAAACUCAUCCAGUUAUACGAACACUUUAUGAUCAUACAGCUGAAGUUACGUGUGUCGACUUCCACCCAGAUCCAACAUUGCAAAUCCUUGUUAGUGGAAGUAAAGAUUAUACAAUUAAACUGUUUGAUUUUUCGAAUCCAUCUGUAAAAAAAGCUCAACGAAAUAUCCCGGGCAAUCACUUAAAUUUAGCAUGA
Messenger RNA from Schistosoma turkestanicum, 663 nucleotides. NCBI's taxonomy places the organism in Eukaryota, Metazoa, Platyhelminthes, Trematoda, Strigeidida, Schistosomatidae. The record is from the annotation of a GenBank genome assembly.